This is a messenger RNA of Symbiodinium natans, 783 nucleotides long. The record is from the annotation of a GenBank genome assembly. Lineage: Eukaryota; Dinophyceae; Suessiales; Symbiodiniaceae.
AUGGCAAGCGCUGCUGCGGUCGAGAAGAACUUGGCCAAGCUAGAUGCAGUGAUGCGCAAGACCAAAGUUUUUGUUGCGCCCGUCGACAGACGGAUCCUUCGGAGCAAAGCUGUUGUCAAGGGAAGGUCCUGGCCCAUGCAGCUCCAUGGCCUGCGCCCACCCAGUGAGGCAAGCUCCAGCUCCAGCGGCGCAACUCGCAGUCCCUCCAAGGACACCUCUCCUGUCGUGACAGAGAAGGUUGAGCAAACGUGCUCAACUGCAUCGAGCGAACGCAAGGAGACGCUGACGCUUGAGGACUUUCAAGGAACGUGGGUCGACGCCGAUGGGAACAAUGUGCAUGUUGCCGAGGCCGCUCAAUUUGGAGUGUUCGGACAGCUGGUGGCAACGAUUACGCGUCCUCCGCUGCGCCAGCUCCGCCUGGAGCUCUGGCAGCCAGAGGGCAGCUCCCAGUGGCGCUGUGGCAGUGCCGUGUUGACUGCCCACGCAAAUGAGCAGCUGAUUUGGCGCUUCCCGGGUGGAAAAGUGUCCACUUGGCUACGAAAGGCAGCGUUGGAAGAAGGCGUGGGCGACCAGGGGUUGCUUGCCAUUUGGGAUCCCGAAUACGGUUACGGCCCUUGGGGUCUCUCUAUGCCGACGGUAGACCAGAACGUAUCCUUGAACGACUUCGCAUGGAUGCUGUCCAAUGGCACAACAAACCAGAUGAUGACCUCCAAGCUGCAGAAGGAUGGAACUAUGGUAUUGGUUCCCCUGACGGAAGAAGGCCUCCAAGAAAUGACGCGCUGA